Corapipo altera (White-ruffed manakin) is the source of this 1043-nucleotide messenger RNA. RefSeq names its product collagen alpha-1(III) chain-like. Lineage: Eukaryota; Metazoa; Chordata; Aves; Passeriformes; Pipridae. Bases 66 to 986 code for a protein of 306 amino acids. The record is from RefSeq and is a predicted model, not a curated record. The transcript has 7 exons.
GCGCCCCCCUGCCCCAGGAGGUGCUGCUGAAGCGGGCGGCUGACCUGGUGGAGGCACUUUAUGGGAUGCCCCACAGCAACCAGGAGGUGCUGCUGAAGCGCGCUGCCGACAUCGCCGAGGCUCUGUACAGCGUCCCCCGCGCCCCCGGCCCGCUGCCCCCCGCCCCCGUGGGGGUCCCGGCCUUCGGGGGGGGCCCAGCUGGGGCUGCCCGUGCCCGAGUCCCCGCAGGGCUCCGACCAAGGGUUCUCGCGCAGCCCCGGCACCCCCCCGGCGCGGGGGUUCGGCCCCCCCGGCUCGGCCCCCCAGCAGGGCUAUGCCGGGGGCACCGGCGCCUUCGGGGGGGGCACCAUGGCCGGGCUGGGGGUGCCCGGGUCCCCCCCCAGCUUCCUGAGCGGCUCCACCGCCACCUCCCCCUACGCCAUCAUGCCGGCCAGUCCCCCCCUGGGCGCGUCGUCGGUGUCCGUCCCCGCGGGCCCCCCCGCGCCCACCCCCCCGGGGGGUUUCUCCUUCUCCCCGGUGACGAUGAUCUCGGCCGUGAAGCAGAAAAGCGCCUUCGCCCCCGUGGUGCGCCCGCCCGGCUCCCCGCCCCCCGCCUGUGCCAGCGCCGCCGCCCUGCAAGACCCUCCGUUCGAGGACUCCGACAAGUUCCCGGCUCCGGCGCGGCCGCUCCAGGGAUUGGCCUAUUCCUAAGCACGCCGGGCCCGGCCCCCUCGAGCCGCCCUGGGAGCCGGGACGGCACCGGAGCCGCCACACGGAGCGGGACGGGGGGACCCCCACCCCAAAGGGGACCCCCACCCCCAUGGCCACGGCCCCCCCGAGGGAACCCCGGCCCCGCUGCAGGGGGGCUUUGGGGAGCCCAGAAUGACCCAAACAUGCUGGAUUUGGCCUCGGAAAGACGUGGAGAGACUGGGAGUGGGGGCAGCGGGACCGAGGGCACCAGGAGCCAGCGAGGAGGGAGGGGUGUGCAGGGUGGGUGGAUGCCCUGAGGUGGGGUGGAUGCUCCAGGGUGGGAUGGAUGCUCCAGGAUGGGAUAGAUUCCCUGA